GUUUUCUACCAAACGAAACUUAAAGUGCCAAAAGAUAAAGGAAGGGCAACUAUUUGACAGCCAUGUGAUUUUCUUUAUUCCACAGCUCUUAUUCCACAGCUCUCACUCUUCAUUUAAACACAGUGAUACAGUGUUGCUUAUUUGUUUAGAACAAACUACUUCUCACCAUUCUUAGUUUGCUGCCAUGACAUCAAAAGAGGAUGCUGCUGAGUUUGUGGAUAGACACAGGGCUGAGCUCAUCCAGAGGGUUCGCAAGGUGAUGCCCAUAGCAGAUGAUCUGCUCAGAAGGGGCAUGAUCCAAUAUGAAAUGUUUGCUAAUAUUUCAACUUCCAAGACCAACCCAGGCAAGAUGAGAGAGGUGUACAAAGCAUUGCAGUCAGGAGGGACACCACUUAAAGCAGCCUUCUAUAGGAUUCUGCUGAAAAAUGAACGUCUUCUGAUCAUCAAUCUGGGUCCUGCAUUACCUCCUGCCUCCAAUAUAUUUCCUGGGACAGGAGGAAAACCUGCUGCACUUGCAUCAGACGAGGAAUCGGUUGGAAAGAUCAGAUACUACACCAAAAACCCUCUUGGAAAAGGUGCCGAUGGAAUUGUGUUCAGGGGUUACUUCCAUUGUGAUGAUGUCAACAAGCGUCCUGCGGCAGUGAAGAGAAUUGAACUAGCAAAACAAAGCAAUGCUGAUCGAGAGGUCGCUUUGCUUUUUCAAUUGGACGACAAUCCCCAUGUCGUCCGCUACUUCUGCACUGAGAAGGACGGGCAAUUCCUAUACAUUGCCAUCGAGCUGUGUGCCGUCUCUUUAGAUAAGUGUUUUACUAAAGAAAAUCCUUUUGACCUUCGUGGACUGAACCCAGUGAUGCUGCUGCAGCAGACCAUGAUAGGACUGGAACACCUGCACUCUCACAACAUAGUCCACCGUGAUGUGAAGCCCCACAACAUCCUGUUGAAAGACCAUUCUGACUCAGUCACGGUCAAGAUCUCAGACUUUGGGAUGAGUAAGCAGUUAGCGGACGGCAGACAAAGCUACAGCAUGAGGUCUGGAGCCCUUGGCACCAUGGGCUGGAAUGCCCCAGAGGUCCUGGAUGACAGCAGGAAAGUAAACCCUACCAGUGCUGUGGACAUCUUCUCUGCCGGCUGUGUGUUUUACUAUGUGUUGACAGGAGGCAAACAUCCCUUUGGAAAACCCUAUCGGCAGACUGCUAAUAUCAUGGAUGGCAAAUACAACCUUAACGGAUUACAGAAAGACAAACAUGAGGACAUCGUGGCCACAGACCUGAUAGAACAGAUGCUGAGCAUGGAGCCCCAGAGGAGGCCUUCUGCUGAGAGCGUGCUCAAACACCCCUUCUUCUGGAACCUGGAGAAACAACUGAUGUUCUUCCAGGACGUGAGUGACAGAAUUGUAAAUGAGACAUCGGAUGGUCCAAUCAUACAGCAGCUAGAGUCAGGGGGACAGGAAGUGGUGAGGAAUAACUGGAUGGAACACAUCACAGCAGUUCUGCAGAAAGAUUUAGAAAUACGUAAAGGAGCAUAUGAAGAGGGCUCUGUUAAAAGUCUUCUACGUGCCAUAAGAAACAAGAAACACCAUUACCAUGAUUCUCCUAAGGAGGUCCAGGAGACUCUGGGCUCCAUCCCUGAUGACUUUGUCUCCUACUUCACCUCCCGCUUCCCCCACCUGCUGCAGCACACCUUCCUCGCCGUGCGUUCCUUUGCUGAGGAGCUGACUUUACAACACUACUACCUCGAGUCCAACACGAAACUUAGACGGCAGGAGAGAACACACCCAGAGCCUGACGUGACGACAACCAAGCCAACAACUAAAAAAAUGUGACCAUAGUGUGAAGUCAGGCGCUCCGCUGAGAAGUACUCCAUCCCACACCAGCAAACCUCCAAUCUAUAUAUUAUAUUCCAAAUCACGUAAAAAAUGUAUCUGAUGAUUUAUGCAUACGUACAUUGGAUGGUGCCCUCAUUGAUUAUGUCUCCAACUAAUCAAUAUCUAGGCAUCUGGAUUGAUGAUAGUCUGUCCUUCAAAAAGAAUGUUGAUGAGUUCGUUAAAGGUGCAAUAUGCAGAAAUCACUCUGCCAUUCCUGGUUUCUUAAAUUGCAAUAGUUUGCCUAAUUUCAGUUUGUGACAAAACAAGUAAUAUACUGUAUAGUGUAGAGAAUCAUUGCACCAUCUAAACUGUGGUGAAAUAUCUCUUCAAUAGUAAGAAUAUUGUAUUUCCAGGUGUUUGAAGCUGGUGUACAAAACUGAAUGUAAAAGGAGUAAAAAUGAAACUAAAGAACGGGAAGCAUAUAAAUAGUGCACAUAGAACAUCUACAGCUUGUUAGACUUGCUGUCAAUGGGAAUGACAGAUCGAUAAUUCACAUUUCUAUGUGAAUUUGGUCAGGUCGCCCAAAAAGUUACAUAUUGCAGGUUUAAAACGUGAAGGUAGUCUGAAAUGUGUAUGAUUAUCUUGUAUUCUUUGUUUAUUGAAGAGGGUUCUGUUCAUUUCCUGGUCUGAGAAUUGAUGGGCAAGCAGUGGUGCGUUCGACUGCAUAGUUAUUGAAUGGGACAAGUAAUGGGGUAGUAGCUUAUCCCGGGGGAUGUACAUGUUUAUAUCCCAGGUUGUAUUCAUGCUUAAAGCAGGGGAAGCCCCUUUAUUGAUAUGUGUGCAUGUAUACUGUAUGUUCAAGUAUGUUUAUGAUCUGAAGACAUUUAUAUUGUAAUUCAUGUCUUUUGAAUGUUGAUUGAGUGUGUGAAAUGCCUUGUUUUUAUUGGUUAAAUGCAUUAUGGGUAGGGGUAUAAGAACCCUGUAUUCUCAUGGAUUUAGAGACAGACAGGGUAAGGUCUAUUUAUUUGAUUGUGUAAAUAAUUGUACAGUUUGCCGGCUCUUUAUCCUCACUUUGCAAAUAAAAGCCUCACUGAGCAGGAAAAAUCA
Messenger RNA from Oncorhynchus tshawytscha (Chinook salmon), 2911 nucleotides. Its product is annotated as serine/threonine-protein kinase/endoribonuclease IRE1. Gene Ontology annotation, cellular component: IRE1-TRAF2-ASK1 complex. The transcript has 13 exons. Lineage: Eukaryota; Metazoa; Chordata; Actinopteri; Salmoniformes; Salmonidae. Gene Ontology annotation, molecular function: protein serine/threonine kinase activity; RNA endonuclease activity; ATP binding. The record is from RefSeq and is a predicted model, not a curated record. Bases 185 to 1822 code for a protein of 545 amino acids. Gene Ontology annotation, biological process: regulation of apoptotic process; intrinsic apoptotic signaling pathway in response to endoplasmic reticulum stress; IRE1-mediated unfolded protein response.